GGGGCUGGCGAGCGGGGCGGGGCCUCGCCGGCACCGUCAAGUAGCCAAGGGGACCGGCCGGCGCGGCUCGGAGCGGGUGGGCGGCCGGGAGGCCGGAGCCGCGCGGCCGCAGGACCUGGAGCUCCGGCUGCGUCUGCCCGCAGUGAUACCCACCAUGUGCCUGCCGCGCCGGGCCGCGCUGGGGCUCUUGCCGCUUUUACUGCUGCUGCCGCCCGCGCCGGAGGCCGCCAAGAAGCCGACGCCCUGCCAGCGGUGCCGGGGGCUGGUGGACAAGUUUAACCAGGGGUUGGUGGACACCGCAAAGAAGAACUUUGGCGGCGGGAACACGGCUUGGGAGGAAAAGACGCUGUCCAAGUAUAAGUCCAGUGAGAUUCGCCUGCUGGAGAUUCUGGAGGGGCUGUGCGAGAGCAGCGACUUCGAAUGCAACCAGAUGCUGGAGGCGCAGGAGGAACACCUGGAGGCCUGGUGGCUGCAGCUAAAGAACGAGUAUCCUGACUUAUUCGAGUGGUUUUGUGUGAAGACGCUGAAAGUGUGCUGCUCUCCAGGAACCUACGGUCCCGACUGUCUCGCGUGCCAGGGUGGGUCCCAGAGGCCCUGCAGCGGGAAUGGCCACUGCAGCGGAGACGGCAGCAGACAGGGUGACGGGUCCUGCCGGUGCCACGUGGGGUACCAGGGCCCACUGUGCACCGACUGCAUGGACGGCUACUUCAGCUCGCUCCGGAACGAGACCCACAGCGUCUGCACAGCCUGCGACGAGUCCUGCAAGACGUGCUCAGGCCCAACCAACAGAGACUGCGGCGAGUGCGAAGUGGGCUGGGUGCUGGAUGAGGGCGCCUGCGUGGAUGUGGACGAGUGUGCGGCCGAGACACCUCCCUGCAGCGCCGCACAGUUCUGUAAGAAUGCCAACGGCUCCUACACGUGCGAAGAGUGCGACUCCAGCUGUGUGGGCUGCACAGGGGAAGGCCCAGGAAACUGUAAAGAGUGUAUCCCCGGCUACGCGAGGGAGCAUGGACAGUGUGCAGAUGUAGAUGAGUGCUCACUAGCAGAAAAAGCCUGUGUGAGGAAAAACGAAAACUGCUACAAUACUCCAGGGAGCUACGUCUGCGUGUGUCCUGACGGCUUCGAAGAAACUGAAGAUGCCUGUGUGCCGCCGGCAGAGGCUGAAGCCACAGAAGAAGAAAGCCUGACACAGCUGCCCGGCCACGAAGACCUGUAAUGGGCUAGACUUGCCCUUUAAAUUAUUCAGAAGGACGUCCUGUGGAAAAUGUGGCCCCGAGGAUGUGUCCCCUGCAGUGGACAGCGGGAGGGAGAAGCUGCCUGCUCUUUAAUGGUCCAAGGAUGCCGUCCCCUGCAGCAGACAGCGGGAGGAAGAAGCUGCCUGGUCUCUAAUAGUUGAUUCUCAUUUGGCCCUUAAACAGCUGCAUUUCUUGGUUGUUCUUAAACAGACUUGUAUAUUUUGAUACAGUUCUUUGUAAUAAAAUUGACCAUUGAAGGUAA
This is a messenger RNA of Piliocolobus tephrosceles (Ugandan red Colobus), 1497 nucleotides long. It is a transcript of the gene CRELD2, whose product is annotated as CRELD disulfide isomerase 2. The coding region runs from base 155 to 1216 and encodes 353 amino acids. The record is from RefSeq and is a predicted model, not a curated record. Lineage: Eukaryota; Metazoa; Chordata; Mammalia; Primates; Cercopithecidae. The transcript has 10 exons. Gene Ontology annotation, molecular function: calcium ion binding.